This is a messenger RNA of Aspergillus wentii DTO 134E9, 591 nucleotides long. RefSeq lists its product as uncharacterized. The coding region runs from base 95 to 334 and encodes 79 amino acids. The transcript has a single exon. NCBI's taxonomy places the organism in Eukaryota, Fungi, Ascomycota, Eurotiomycetes, Eurotiales, Aspergillaceae. The record is from RefSeq and is a predicted model, not a curated record.
CAUAUCCUGGUGAAAAAGAGCAUCAACAAACUCUUCAUCUUCUCUAUCUUCAAGGCCUCCAAAUCCUUCAAACCCCCUCUACACCUCCACCAAAAUGGUCCGCAUCACCGCACUUCUCACCGUGGCCUUCGCCGCUGUCGCUCUUGCCACCACCAACGACCAGUGCCAGAACAAGUUCGACGUCUGCCGCAGCUCUGGUGACCCCAACAUGUCUGCCUGCGCUGCUGAGCACGCCCAGUGCUGCUCCGACGCCUUCGACACCUGCCGCAGCAGCGGUGACCCCAACGAGGCCGAGUGCGCCGCCCAGAACGCUGCUUGCAAGGGCCAGAAAUAAGCCUUCGAAGCCCAAUACCGUGAUUCCAAUCGGAAUUUCCACUUAGCUUCGACCAUGAGGCCUGCAUACCGGUUCAGCCUCGUACCCUGGAAUAUGUCAUAUUUGGGUGUCGGAAAGGAGUAGGAGGACAUAUGGACAAUCCUACGGGAAUUUUGAUUUAAGUUUCAUGUCAAAUAAAUUGCCUUUGAGGCGGAAUUUUGUACAAAAUUCGUAAUUUAUCACUCAGAUUCAAGUACAAGGUAUAACCAUAGACGUUA